AUCCUUUUAAUCAUUUCUUGAAUUAUUUUUGAUAUCUUUCCAUUGAUUUUAGGGGCUCAAGAUCAACUUUUUAGCAUAUUUCCAGGUGGUUUUAAUAGUUUCUUUAUAGAGAUAUGUAAUUCUAGUAGCUUGUUAUUGUUGCUGUGGUUAUCUGGGGUUGGUGUGUUUGUUGGAUGGAAGGAGAACGAAAGUGAAAGAGACCCUUGUUUAAGAAAAGGCUGAGAUUGGUUGCCUUAGAUCCAGGAAACUCAAUUUGUGUGUGGCAAAAAGUUUACCUUUUUAGGGUUUCCCUGUGAUUAUCUGGGUUUGUUUGUGCUUUAUCCUAGGUUCUUUCUCAUGACACCUUUUGCUUUCUCUUCUUUGAGUUUAUUAUAGAUAAAGCCUUGAAUUUGGUGUUUCCAUACGUGCUUUUUAUGUGUUAAAAGGGUAGGUGGUGUGGAUAAGAUUUAAUUGCCUUGAUUGGUUCUUUCUCAAAAGGUGAAGAAUUUGAUAAGAUGUGGACUAUUUGAGGAACUCAGUUUAUUUGUGACCUGACUUGAAUUUCAUUAAUUACAAGGGUUGAUCCGUUGUGCUCCUUUACCAGAUCUGAUUAUCCUAUGUUCAUUCUGCUUGCGUUUAACUCGUGCCCCUCUUAAAGUUUUAAUCUUGGUGGUUUACUAUUUGUUUGCUCUAUAUAUUUGUAUGAAAAGAUUUGUGGGUCAUUGAGAUUCAUUGCAAUGGAGAAGGUGUGGAUAGAACCUGCUGGCUUGAUCGCAAGUUUGUUGCUGGAAGGAGAUAAUUAAGAUGAAUAUUGGUAAAUUGUGUCAAUAUUUUAGAGAUUUGAGUGGUAACUGUUUGCGGCAUAGAGUGGGGAAUUGAUGGAAGAGAUGUCUCCAGCAGUUGCAGUAACACUUAGUUUAGCUAAUUCUAUGUGUGAGAACUCUGGAAUUGCAACCCAUGUGGAAAUAACUCGGAUCAAGCUCGUAACUGAUGCAGCAAACUUGUUGUCUGAUCCUGCAAAGGUCAUGUCUCAGGAAUCUGUUUCUAGUAGCAAUGGAGAUUCUGGAGUCGGUAAGAAUGAAGGUAACCUGGCGACAAUGUCAGCAUCAGAAGAGGGUGGUGGGGAAGGAGCUAAUUUCUUGAAGAUAUUACCAGAGAAUGGAAAUCGAUCAAUUGGUGCUAGUGAAUCCAUGACUCAGGAAAGUGAGGAAGAUGAAAUUUUGUCAGUGGACGCUAAUGGAAUUAUCAAUGAGGGGUUGCUGGUUUUAAAUGCAGGGUCUGAUAUAAGCUUGCCAAAUGCAGAAAUUGAAAGUGGUCGAAUUCUUGCCAAGGCUAUUAUUUUGGGAGAGUCAAGCAUUGAGCAGGUGCCUACAGCUGAAGUUCUUCUCACCACGGUGAAUCCAGAUACAAAGACUUCUAAUGAGUUUGAUUUAAAGGCCUCUGAAUUGGUCAUUCAGCUACCUAGUGAAAAGAAUCUCAAUAGAGGUAGCCGGAGUGUUUUUGAGUUGGAUUGUAUACCUCUUUGGGGUUCUGUGUCUAUUGUUGGGAAAAGAACAGAAAUGGAGGAUGCUGUUGCAGCUGUGCCUCGGUUUAUAAAGAUUCCUAUCAAAAUGCUUAUUGGUGAUCGUGUAAUUGAUGGAAUCAGUCAAAGUCUGACAGACCUUACUGGACAUUUUUUUGGUGUUUAUGAUGGCCAUGGUGGCUCCCAGGUGGCAAACUAUUGUCGUGACCGUAUUCAUGUGGCUUUAGCUGAAGAGAUUGGAAGCAUUAAAGACAAUUUAUGUGAUGGCACUAGUAUGGAGAGUAGACAGGUGCGGUGGGAGAAGACCUUUACUAGUUGCUUUUUAAAGGUUGAUGAUGAAAUUGGAGGAAAUGUUAACAGAGGCAUGAUUGGAGGUGAUGAAGAUGCAUCUGAUGCCAGUUUUGAGCCUGUUGCCCCUGAAACUGUUGGGUCAACAGCUGUGGUGGCCUUGGUUUGUUCAUCACAUAUUGUUGUUGCAAACUGUGGUGAUUCAAGAGCUGUCUUAUGCCGUGGCAAAGAAGCCAUGGCAUUAUCAAUUGAUCACAAACCAAACAGAGAUGAUGAGUAUGCAAGGAUUGAGGCAUCCGGAGGCAAGGUUAUUCAGUGGAAAGGACACCGUGUAUUUGGCGUUCUUGCAAUGUCAAGGUCCAUUGGUGAUAGAUAUUUGAAACCAUGGAUUAUCCCAGAACCAGAAGUUAUGUUUAUUCCUCGAGCUAGAGAAGAUGAAUGUCUGAUUUUGGCCAGUGAUGGGUUGUGGGAUGUCAUAUCAAAUGAGGAAGCUUGUGAGGUGGCUCGACGGCGAAUUCUGCUUUGGCACAAAAAGAAUGGGGUUCCAUCUCUCGUGGAAAGAGGCAAAGGAAUUGAUCCUGCCGCGCAAGCAGCAGCUGAAUACCUUUCAAUGCUCGCCGUCCAAAAAGGGAGCAGUGACAACAUCUCUGUAAUUGUUGUGGACUUGAAAGCUCAAAGGAAGUUCAAGAGCAAACCGUAAUCAAGGCUCACCCCAUCAUCUAAAAUCAAAGUCUAUAUACCUAACAUAUUAGAGAGAGUACAUCUAAUGAAUACCUAGCUCCGGUCCAUUACUUUUUCUUAUGGGCUUAAUGUGUGUACAAGAAUAGAAAUUAGUAUGUACUAUAGCAAAUGUAUUUGAAUGCCAUAUUGCCUAUGUUUUUGGUAUAGAUGGUGCCAAUCUUUUAUGCUUA
Messenger RNA from Theobroma cacao (cacao), 2700 nucleotides. It is a transcript of the gene HAB1, whose product is annotated as HYPERSENSITIVE TO ABA1. Lineage: Eukaryota; Viridiplantae; Streptophyta; Magnoliopsida; Malvales; Malvaceae. The record is from RefSeq and is a predicted model, not a curated record. Gene Ontology annotation, biological process: protein dephosphorylation. Gene Ontology annotation, molecular function: protein serine/threonine phosphatase activity; cation binding.